CCAGGGGAGACAGCCGCAGGGAGGCGGAAGGAGCCCGCGACGAGGCUGGGCGCGGAACGAUGGCGGCCAUGGCGGUCUCGGAGCCCGGGUCUCGGAGCUGGUCCUUGUGUCCCGAGGUGCCAUCCGCCACCUUCUUCACCGCGCUGCUCUCGCUGCUGGUUUCCGGGCCCCGCCUGUUCCUGCUGCAGCCGCCCCUGGCGCCCUCGGGCCUCUCGCUGCGGUCCGAGGCCCUGCGCAACUGGCAAGUUUACAGGCUGGUCACGUACAUCUUUGUCUAUGAGAAUCCAGUCUCUCUGCUGUGUGGUGCCAUCAUCAUCUGGCGCUUUGCCGGCAGUUUAGAGAGAACCGUGGGCACCGUCCGCCACUGCUUUUUCACCGUGAUCUUCGCCAUCUUCUCCGCUAUCAUCUUCCUGUCGUUUGAAGCUGUGUCCUCGCUCUCGAAGCUGGGGGAGGUGGAGGAUGCCAGAGGCUUCACCCCAGUGGCUUUCGCCAUGCUGGGGGUCAACUCUGUCCGCUCUCGGAUGAGGAGGGCCCUGGUCUUCGGCAUGGUUGUGCCCUCGAUGCUGGUGCCGUGGCUCCUGCUGUGUGCCUCGUGGCUCAUCCCCCAGACCUCCUUUCUCAGUAAUGUCUGUGGACUUGGGAUUGGGCUCACAUAUGGCCUCACCUACUGCUAUUCCAUCGACCUCUCAGAGCGGGUAGCACUGAAGCUCGACCAGAAGUUCCCCUUCAGCCUGAUGAGGAAGAUUUCAGUGUUCAAGUACAUCUCAGGCUCUUCAGCCGAAAGAAGGGCCGCCCACAGCCGGAAGCUGAACCCUGUGCCCGGCUCCUACCCCACGCAGAGCGCCCACCCUCACCUGUCCCCGAGCCACCUUGUCGCCCAGCUGCAGCACGCCAGCGGCCAGAAAGUAGCCCCCUGGCUGGCCUGCCCCCCGGGGCACGCGCCCAGCCUGCCCCCGUACCAGCCCGCGUCCGGCCUGUGUUACGUGCAGAACCAUUUCGGCACGACCCCUAACUCCUUGGCCGUCUACCCGGCUACCGCGGGUGCCUCCCUGGGAGUCCAGCCCCCCACCCCUCUCAACUGCCCUGGCACUGUGUAUUCUGGAACCCUGGCCGUUCCAGCGGCUGCAGGCUCCAAGGAGUGCUCCAGGGUCCUGAUCCCCUGAUAGAGAAUCUCUGGGGAAGUUCUGUCCCAUGUCAGCUCUCUGCAGAAGGUCUUCUCCGAGCUGAGCUAAGAUUUUCUUGACGAAAAAUUAUUUAUCAAACACCUCUAUGUGCCAGGCUCUGUGUCGACUAUUUUGAUAUAUACCCAAUUUCAACCCCGUUCAUCCUCACGACAACUUUGUGAAGUGCGAUUUAUCAUCUCCAGUUUACAGACGUGGAGGGUGAGGCGCUCUGCGGUCACGUAAAGUCACCUAGUUCUUCGUAGUGGCACACCCGGGCUUCUGGGGUCCAGGCCCGCGGCCCUUCCCACCUGCCACCUUGCCUCCCAGAAGAACGCCUGGGAGACGGGGGUCGGCAGUGGCCACCAGCGGCUGGUCCUGGCUCUGCGUUUCCUUCCUUUGUGUGUGGUGCUCUUGGUUCUAGUGCCCUCGUGUCUGUGUCUGCCCUUCAGGAGCUCCCCGCCGGCGUGCGGGACAGUCCCCAGGCCGGUGUAGUAUUUCUCUCCGAUGGCGGCCCGGCCCCAGGGGCGGUGAGACGGACCAGCAUGAGCCACCGCAGGCUGCUGAUGGGUCCGUGGUGUUGAUUACCUUUGUAUAAAGAAACAGCCUCCAACCUGC
Hyaena hyaena (striped hyena) is the source of this 1778-nucleotide messenger RNA. RefSeq names its product rhomboid domain containing 2 (gene RHBDD2). Gene Ontology annotation, cellular component: membrane. The coding region runs from base 60 to 1163 and encodes 367 amino acids. Gene Ontology annotation, molecular function: serine-type endopeptidase activity. The record is from RefSeq and is a predicted model, not a curated record. Lineage: Eukaryota; Metazoa; Chordata; Mammalia; Carnivora; Hyaenidae. The transcript is spliced from 4 exons.